This is a messenger RNA of Carassius auratus (goldfish), 2580 nucleotides long. RefSeq names its product zinc finger protein 845-like. The transcript has 2 exons. Gene Ontology annotation, molecular function: RNA polymerase II cis-regulatory region sequence-specific DNA binding; DNA-binding transcription factor activity, RNA polymerase II-specific. Gene Ontology annotation, biological process: regulation of transcription by RNA polymerase II. Bases 183 to 2210 code for a protein of 675 amino acids. The record is from RefSeq and is a predicted model, not a curated record. Lineage: Eukaryota; Metazoa; Chordata; Actinopteri; Cypriniformes; Cyprinidae.
GAAUAAAACACGAGGAACCAGAAACUUUGAAAAUAAAACAAGAGGAUAAAGCAGAAUUCAUUGAAGAAAAAGAGGAAAAUGAAGAAUCAAGUGAAGUUGAGGAGAAAAAUCAUGUCAAAAUUGGCGGAAAACUUUGCAAGUGCGGUAAGAGUUUCACACAAUCAUCAAACCUCAAGGAUCACAUGAACAUCCACACUGGAGAGAAGCAGCACGCAUGUGAUCAAUGUGGUAAAAUGUUUUUAUUGGCUUCACUUCUGAAGAAACACUUGAAAGUUCAUGCAAAGAAGAAGCCACAUUCAUGUCAUUUGUGUGGUAAGAGUUUUUUGCAUCUACAAAGUUUGAAAGUACAUCAGAAAAUACAUACUGGUGUGAGAGAGUACGUGUGCGUUGAGUGUGAAAAAACUUUUAGUUCAGUGAGCAGUUUAAAACUGCACGAGAGGAUUCACACUGGUGAGAAACCUUACAAGUGUUCACACUGUGACAAGAGAUUCAGUCAAUCAUCAAGUCUGAAAACACAUGAGAGGAUCCACACUGGAGAGAAACCUUACAAGUGUUCACACUGUGACAAGAGAUUCAAUCAAUCAGCAUAUCUGAAAACACAUGAGAGGAUUCACACUGGAGAGAAACCUUACAAGUGUUCACACUGUAACAAGAGAUUCAGUCGUUCAUCAAAUCUGAAAACACAUGAGAGGAUCCACACUGGAGAGAAACCUUACAAGUGUUCACACUGUGACAAGAGAUUCAGUCAUUUAUCACAUCUGAAAACACAUGAGAGGAUCCACACUGGAGAGAAACCUUACAAGUGUUCACACUGUGACAAGAAAUGCAGUGAUUCAUCAAUUCUGAAAAGACAUGAGAGGAUUCACACUGGAGAGAAACCUUACAAGUGUUCACACUGUGACAAGAGAUUCAGUGAUUUAUCAAGUUUGAAAACACAUGAGAGGUUCCACACUGAAGAGAAAAUUUAUAAGUGUUCACACUGUGACAAGAGAUUCAAUAAUUUAUCACAUCUGAAAACACAUGAGAGGAUUCACACCGGAGAGAAACAUUACAAGUGUUCACACUGUGACAAGAAAUGCAGUGAUUCAUCAACUCUGAAAAGACAUGAGAGGAUUCACACUGGAGAGAAACCAUACAAGUGUUCACACUGUGUCAAGAGAUUCAGUAAUUCAUCAAAUCUGAAAACACAUGAGAGGAUCCACACUGGAGAGAAACCUUACAAGUGUUCACAUUGUGACAAGAGAUUCAAUCAUUUAUCAAGUCUGAAAACACAUGAGAGGUUCCACACUGAAGAGAAAAUUUAUAAGUGUUCACACUGUGACAAAAGAUUCAAUAAGUUAUCACAUCUGAAAACACAUGAGAGGAUCCACACUGGAGAGAAACCUUACAAGUGUUCACACUGUGACAAGAGAUUCAGUGAUUUAUCAAGUUUGAAAACACAUGAGAGGAUUCACACUGGAGAGAAACCUUACAAGUGUUCACACUGUGUCAAGAGAUUCAGUAAUUCAUCAAAUCUGAAAACACAUGAGAGGAUCCACACUGGAGAGAAACCUUACAAGUGUUCACAUUGUGACAAGAGAUUCAAUCAUUUAUCAAGUCUGAAAACACAUGAGAGGUUCCACACUGAAGAGAAAAUUUAUAAGUGUUCACACUGUGACAAGAGAUUCAAUAAGUUAUCACAUCUGAAAACACAUGAGAGGAUCCACACUGGAGAGAAACCUUACAAGUGUUCACACUGUGACAAGAGAUUCUGUCAGACAAGAGAUCUAAAAAAACAUGAGAGGAUUCACACUGGAGAGAAACCUUGUAAGUGUUCACACUGUGACAAGAGAUUCAAUAAUUUAUCACAUCUGAAAACACAUGAGAGGAUUCACACCGGAGAGAAACCUUACAAGUGUUCACACUGUGACAAGAAAUGCAGUGAUUCAUCAACUCUGAAAAGACAUGAGAGGAUUCACACUGGAGAGAAACCUUACAAGUGUUCACACUGUGUCAAGAGAUUCAGUAAUUCAUCAAAUCUGAAAACACAUGAGAGGAUCCACACUGGAGAGAAACCUUACAAGUGUUCACACUGUGACAAGAGAUUCAGUCAGACAAGAGAUCUGAAAAAACAUGAGAGGAUUCACACUGGAGAGAAAAUACAUCACCGCAACGUACCUGGGAAGCGUUUCAUUAAGUCAUCUGUUGUACACAAAAACCAAUCAAAGUAAGGCCCUGUACAUGCGGAGACACAAUUAGCUGUAUAUGUAAAUAUUUUGUAUGGUAUAUGCGUUUUGUCCAGAUGGAUCCGGCAUUCGGGGCAGUGAAAAGGCAAUUUUCUUUUAAACCAGGUCCCAGAGUGGAUAAAUCUGAAAAUGACACCUUUGGGGUUUUGUGUUCUGCCAAUCCAUAUAUUUUGUGAAACAAUGAUGUCAUCACCGCACAUCCCUACUAUAUUCAGACACCAAAAAUUAUCCAGACUCCAGAUAUAAUUUUUUAAAUACAUAUUUUACUAGUAGGUACUGGACACUAAUACAUUUAUGUAAGUGAGUAUAAGCAAACUGUGACAUAUUAUACCCAAAGAAUCUUCAUACAGUGAAC